Molecule: messenger RNA, 612 nt
Organism: Laccaria bicolor S238N-H82
Lineage: Eukaryota; Fungi; Basidiomycota; Agaricomycetes; Agaricales; Hydnangiaceae
Exons: 2
Coding region: 1-612 (203 amino acids)
Biological process (GO): autophagosome assembly
Cellular component (GO): autophagosome membrane
Source: RefSeq, a predicted model, not a curated record
AUGGCAUCUCUGGAAUCACAGAUAUCAUCUCUACGCGAUGAGCUGGCUACUGUGUACAAGACACAGGGGCAAAAUGCCCAACGUCUACUCUCUAUGAAUGAAACCCUUCGCGAAAAGGAAGAACUUGCCAGGAUCGAUUCGGAAAACUACCGGAAAACCAAAGACGAGAUUGCGUCUCUCAAACGCAAAGUAGACCAACAUGCCGAACUGAUGGCAGAGAAAGACAGGACUGUCCAGAUUUUGCACGACGAGAUCAGUACCUUGCAAUUAGAACUCGGUCAGAUCGAAGAACGUAACCAAACUCUAACGAAGGACAACGCCAAACUUCUUCAGCGAUGGCUUGAUGCAAAACAAGCUGAAGCGAACAAGAUGAACGAAGCCAAUGAAUUCUACGAAAACAUGCGGUCGAGACAUCAAGCUGUUCUCAAUUGGCGCGAGGGGUCCGUAGAAGAGGUCGCAGCAGAUCCUCGCAAUAGCGCAGACACCACAUCACAGACUUCAGAAUCAGUGUCGGGAAAGGGGGGGAGGAGCGAAGAACGUCAGACUAUUCCGGUGAAGGAUGGAAUGCAGUCACCAACGUCGCAGACGCUGGAUCUGACUCCGAAUGGUUAA